AUGACCUUUUGGGACCAGAAAGGUCGUGCCGCGAUCCUCGCCGCGGUAGAAGCCGCUUGUGAUACGGUUGGAAAGGAUCUCGACGCAGAAACCCGCGAAAAAGAUGCGUCCUCUGCCGCAGAGAGGGAGGCGCUAGUCGCCAAAGUCGAGCAACUAGAGAAGAUGAACCAGGCGUUAAUGAAAAACCUGGAAGAGCUCAUCAAGAAAGUCAAUCCAAUCUCGUCUUCCACCACUUCAAGGGCAACUACUACCAGCGACCAAGAUGCUCCGGCAUCGUCAGACACUCUUUUGGAGGUACCACAACAAUCGACAGGUGCAACGUCGCGUUCAAUCCUGGGAGAAAUCUCGCCUAACACGGUUACUGGGACGACACGCACUACUGUUAAGAAUCUUGAUGCGGAAACGGAAAAGGACAAAAAGUUGGUGGCUCUCAAGAAGCUCUGCAAAUCAUUGCAAGCAAAAUAUGAUUCGAGAGGGGAGGCCGCACGACAAAUUAUUGAUCAGCGAGAUAAAAUGGAUAAAUACGCUGAAUAUCUGGAAAGGAAGGUGGCGAGGCUGAAGGAAGCCAACCAACAAUGGGCGGCUGGGCAUCCUCCGCCUCCUGUUGCAGUACCGGACGAGCUGCCGACCCUACCAACGGAAACGGGUGCAGCACAAGAAGUGGAAAUUAAGGAAGAGCCAUAUUCAGAUGGACCUGUUGUAAUUUCCGAGAGACGUGUCCGAAAGAGGAGGAAUAGCGACACCGAAGCAAGAUCUAACCCCCACAGAAUCAAGAGAGAGAGCUCAGAUCGUGUGAUAACAAGCGUGGUACCCGCCUUCAUUCCAGAAGAGACUAUCGACCUCAACGAAACAACAUUUGUCAUGCCAACGCCGAAGAAGCGUAGACAUUGGGACCCGCCUCAACCACCAGCCAACGAUGCCGCGGAAGAGACAACAAUUAACCGGCCAGCUCUCGCAACAAGUAAAGACAAAGACAAAACCACUUCCAACACCCCCAAACCAGCGGCACGGUCAGAGUUCAGACUUGGCCAUGUCCUAGCUGAUGUCGCGGAAGACAGCCCCGAGCCUCCUGAUCUCCAAAAAGAACAAGGCAAAGGUGGACCGUCCGACUCGACCACACCAAAGCCUGGAAGGUUACAAAGCCUUCUCAAUACCAACACGCCGCUACAGCGCGAGCAGCCUCUCCACACGCCGGCUAGGGUUCCGGCGGUCGGACCAGGCAGCCACAGCGCCCCAAACUUGCGGCGUGCUCGAGAUAUGGCAAAGUCGACUCCGCUUCGAGAACGACCAGUUACUGAGUUGAGACUAGAAGACUUCAAGGUCAACCCAAAGGCGAACAACGGCUACACCCAUGCUUUUGAUGAGGUCGUGCGUGGCAGAGCAGAACGUGCCAAGCUCGAGGGCUGCACCGAUCCAAACUGCUGUGGUAGGACUGCCCGUGUUUUGGCGGAGAGUGAGCUCACUUCAGGUGGCUCAGCUCAUCUGCUGAAACAGGAAAACAUCGCGUUGAUGGAAGACUAUUUGGGGACAGAGAGCUACCGUCUGGGGACUAUGACGAUGGAUGAGAAGAAGGAGAUCUGGUUGAAGGCCAAGACCAUCGCUGUGGCCAACAGCUUUGGGAGACACAGACACCAAUUCGAACGGACACGUUCACCUCCGGGUUAUUGGGACCCGGACUUCCCUGGCACACAAGAAGAGCAGGAACGGAGAGAAGAGGCAAACAGGCGAGAGAGGGAGACGGUAGAGAAGAGAUGGCGUGAGGCCAUGCGAGGCAAUGGGAGGUGGCUGUUCAGGGAUGAAUAA
Sordaria macrospora k-hell is the source of this 1803-nucleotide messenger RNA. RefSeq lists its product as uncharacterized. Lineage: Eukaryota; Fungi; Ascomycota; Sordariomycetes; Sordariales; Sordariaceae. The record is from RefSeq and is a predicted model, not a curated record. Gene Ontology annotation, molecular function: damaged DNA binding. Gene Ontology annotation, biological process: DNA double-strand break processing involved in repair via single-strand annealing; DNA repair.